Molecule: messenger RNA, 894 nt
Organism: Eruca vesicaria subsp. sativa (arugula)
Lineage: Eukaryota; Viridiplantae; Streptophyta; Magnoliopsida; Brassicales; Brassicaceae
Source: the annotation of a GenBank genome assembly
AUGGACAUCACAAGAAACAACAUCACCAGGCUCCAUAUUCAAUCUCAGUCUCUGUUUCCUCCUAAUAUGGAGAAAACUUUAGAUAUAGAGCCAAGAAUGAGCACAAACCCAUUUGCAGACUCACUUACAAGCAGAAUCAAUCUCAAGGAAAAAGCAGAGUACAUCAAAUCACUGCCAGUUUCAUCAAACCAAAGCAGUAGCAGCAGUAGUGAGAUAAUAAACGAAAGAAGACAGAGUUUUUCAUCACAAAAGAGCAUUGGAGAUGGAAGAAGCAGUGGGCAGAGAAGAGUGAUGCUAAUGGAGUCUCCUUGCACUCCAGGUAGAGGAGUCUUCAGUUUCAGCAGCAAUGUCUCUGGGAGAAGAAGAAACUUCCCUUCUAAAUGGGACGAUGCUGAGAAAUGGGUCACCUCCGGUCAUGAAUCUCCGGCACAUACCCUCAAAGUUUUUUACUCGAGGGAAGAGGAAGAAGAAGAGAUAUCGAAGAGCUUAAGACAUAUAGACAUGGAAAGUGAGUUACGGAGAAGUGUUUCAGAGUCUAAAGCUGCGUUAUGGGAUGGUGAAGAUGACAAGAUCAAGUUUUGUCAAAGAUAUCAAAGAGAAGAAGCCAAGAUCCAGGCAUGGGUGAAUCUCCAAAAUGCUAAAGCCGAAGCUCAGUCCAGGAAACUCGAGGUGAAAAUACAGAGGAUGAGAUCAAAUUUUGAAGAGAAACUGAUGAAGAGGAUGGACACGGUGCACCGGAGAGCUGAGGAUUGGAGAGCUACGGCGAGGCAGCAACAUGCUGAGCAGUUGCAGAGAGCAGCUGAAACGGCAAGGAAGUUAACAAACCGUCGUGGCUAUUUGGUUUCCGGCCGUAGCUCAUGUGGUUGUCUUCCUUUCAAUGAUACUUGUCACUAA